AUGCCAUUUGAUCCCGACAUGGCCAACGAGCUCCUCAUCAACACUACCAUCUCAGCACUGGCCCUAAACGAGCGCUUCGACACUGUCAACGGAACGGAGACCCGCACUUUCAACGUCUACCGCUUCGAGAACAAACUCGCUUUCUUCCUACCGUACGGUCUCUCACUCGCCCUAGCAAUACCAAUCCUAGUGCUAGGACUCAUAGCUCUCUACGUCCAAAACCAUGGCGUUUCGGCUAUCAGUGGAGGUUUCAUGCAGCUUCUUAUGACGACUACUGGACGCGGUUCACUCGAAGCAGCAAUCACGAGAGGCUCUGGCACGCUAGGUGGAUACGAAAACGUUUCGGAAGAGCUGCGUGGGAUGGAGGUUAGGUUUGGAGAACUCGUUGAUCUUAGUGGGGAUGAAGUUAAGGAGACUGACACGCUUCUGAGCGGGCGUGAUGGGCUUGUUAGUGCGCAGGAUGAUGAUAGUUCGCAGUCAGGUGUGCAAACUGCGUCUGGAACGGAACGCUUCGAGGACAGCGUUUCUGUGGUGCGAAGGGCUGGCUUUGGCACGGUUGAUGAAGUGGUACCAUUCAUGAAGGAGGACGCAGAACAGUAG
Alternaria triticimaculans is the source of this 600-nucleotide messenger RNA. RefSeq lists its product as uncharacterized. NCBI's taxonomy places the organism in Eukaryota, Fungi, Ascomycota, Dothideomycetes, Pleosporales, Pleosporaceae. The record is from RefSeq and is a predicted model, not a curated record. The coding region runs from base 1 to 600 and encodes 199 amino acids. The transcript has 2 exons.